Closterium sp. Yama58-4 is the source of this 1194-nucleotide messenger RNA. The record is from the annotation of a GenBank genome assembly. NCBI's taxonomy places the organism in Eukaryota, Viridiplantae, Streptophyta, Zygnematophyceae, Desmidiales, Closteriaceae.
AUGGCCGCCAUUCACGCCUCGACAGCAGCUCGCCUUGUGACGUCGUCACCGUCGGUGAUCGUCGCAUCGAGUAGUCGCUCAGAAAGCAUCUCAUUGUCCUGUUCAGCGUUCUUUUCUGGCUCCUCUCGUUCCUUGGUUCUCUACGCCGAGAACCACGGACCCCUCUCCUCUGCCCUUCCAGCGCUCACCUCCUCACAGCCCGCCUCGUUCGGGUUGGCGUCUUGCAACGCUCGCCGCUUGACCGUUUCAGCGCAAGCUGCGGGCUCAGGUGCAGCAAAAGUUGGCCCAGUGGCAGUGGUCGGAGGCACUGGAUUUGUUGGCUCUGCACUCGUUAAAGCUCUCCUCGCAGAGGGCGAGCAGGUGAAGGUGCUCACACGCUCCGUGGAUAGGGCCAAGGAGGUCUUUGCAGGCACGGAGGGAGUGGAGCUGGUGGGGCCGGAGGGCUGGGCAGCAGCCGUGGCAGGCAGUGGGUCGGUGGUAAAUCUGGCUGGCACACCCAUCAGCACCCGGUGGAGCCCAGCGAUCAAGGCUGAGAUUAUAUCCAGCCGAGUGGACACGACGAGUAAGAUCGUAGAGGCGAUCAACUCGCUUCCAAAGGACAAGCGCCCCUCUGUUUUGGUCAACACAUCUGCUGUUGGCUUCUAUGGGACGAGUGAGACGGCUACCUUUGAUGAGAGCAGCCCGGCUGGCAAUGAUUUCCUGGCAGAGGUGUGCACCAAGUGGGAGGCAGAGGCGCAAAAGGUCUCGCCCGAGUCAACCCGCCUCGCAAUAAUCCGCUUCGGUGUGGUGCUGGAUAAGGGCGGGGGAGCGCUGGGCAAGAUGCUGCCCAUCUUCCAGCUGUUCGCUGGCGGGCCCCUUGGGACAGGGCAGCAAUGGAUGUCGUGGGUGCAUAGGGACGAUCUCGUCGCACUCAUCAUUGAAACGCUGCGCAACAAGGAGUUCAAAGGGGUGCUGAACGGUACUGCGCCCAGCCCCGCCCGCAUGGCGCAGUUCUGUGAGGCGCUGGGCUCGGCCAUCGGCCGGCCCUCAUGGCUUCCCGUGCCCAACUUCGCUGUGCAGACUCUUUUAGGAGAAGGCGCGAUGGUGGUUCUGGACGGGCAGCGGGUGCUGCCCAAGCGUACAGAGAGCCUUGGGUUCCGCUUCAAAUACAGGAACAUCCAAAAUGCCCUCGCUGCUAUCUUCUCUUCCAGCUGA